Messenger RNA from Macrosteles quadrilineatus (aster leafhopper), 787 nucleotides. Its product is annotated as protein singles bar-like. Lineage: Eukaryota; Metazoa; Arthropoda; Insecta; Hemiptera; Cicadellidae. The record is from RefSeq and is a predicted model, not a curated record. Bases 207 to 749 code for a protein of 180 amino acids. Gene Ontology annotation, cellular component: membrane. The transcript has 5 exons.
CCUUGGCCGGCCUCACGCGCAUGUACAUGCUUUGUAUUUAUAAAUGUUUUCGUGUGUGUUUAUGUGUAUAUGUAAAGUAAUUUUGACGACGGCUUACGCAAGAAAAUAUGUUUGACAUUUGACGACUGAAGAGAAGAUUUGAAAAUGGGGUUAUAACCCCGAAACUCUAGUCAUCAAAGACAAUAGAGGACUGAUUGACGACAGUGAUGGGCAGUCGAAGAACACCUUACACAGUGACUCGCUCUAUUUCUCCUACCACUUGCUGUUGCCUUCAUCUCAGAUUUCUGCAGACUGUGCCAGGGACGCUCAAGCUGGCUCAACUGAUGAUUGGCAGUGUUUGUGAGGCCUUGUUGGUGAGUUACGGUCGUGAUGAUGUCAAUAAACCCAUGAUUGGUCCAGCAAUCUUGACCUUCCUCAACACAGUAUCGAGUUGCAUCUGGACAACUACGUUGCUCAUGACCUGUUAUAUCAUCUCACACAACUCCUAUGGCCUCAUUAGAUCAUCUUUGCUGGAACUGAUGUUCAGCUUACUUGCUACACUGUCUCUGUGUAGUAGCUCAAUCUAUAUGUGUGCUUCUGUGUCACUCAUCCUCUAUCCUCUUUAUGAAACUACUAAAGUAGUAACCAUGGGCUUGGCUGUCACUCACUACCCUGCCAUCAUGGCAUCUUAUAUGCUUGGAUUUAUUCUUACAGCCUUGUACGGUCUAGAUGCAUACCAUGCUUACUGCCAUUUUAAGGGAUAUGCAUGAUUUUAGGUGAUGUAACAAUUUUUUAUAAAAUCUUUUUU